Molecule: messenger RNA, 7179 nt
Organism: Haliaeetus leucocephalus (bald eagle)
Lineage: Eukaryota; Metazoa; Chordata; Aves; Accipitriformes; Accipitridae
Gene: MIB1
Product: mindbomb E3 ubiquitin protein ligase 1
Exons: 21
Coding region: 160-3213 (1017 amino acids)
Biological process (GO): protein ubiquitination
Cellular component (GO): cytoplasm
Molecular function (GO): protein binding; ubiquitin-protein transferase activity; zinc ion binding
Source: RefSeq, a predicted model, not a curated record
CUCCCUCGCCGCACCGGCACCCGCGGCCCGUGUCAUCCCUCCCUCCCUUCCCCCCCCACGCCCGAAGCAGCCGUCCCCAUCGAGGUCCCCCUCCGCCGCCUGCGGGCUGCGCGCCCCCUCCAGCCGCCCCGGGGCCCGGGCCCGCGGGGCGUCGCCGGGAUGAGCAGCUCGCGGAACAACCGGGUGAUGGUGGAAGGAGUCGGGGCCCGGGUGGUCCGGGGCCCGGACUGGAAGUGGGGGAAGCAGGAUGGCGGCGAGGGCCAUGUGGGCACCGUCCGCAGCUUCGAGAGCCCCGAGGAAGUGGUCGUGGUGUGGGACAACGGCACCGCCGCCAACUACCGCUGCUCCGGGGCCUACGACCUCCGCAUCCUCGACAGCGCGCCCACCGGUAUCAAGCAUGAUGGGACUAUGUGUGAUACUUGUCGGCAGCAACCCAUCAUUGGCAUCCGAUGGAAAUGUGCUGAAUGCACAAAUUAUGACUUGUGCACAGUUUGCUAUCAUGGGGACAAACAUCACUUGAGGCAUCGUUUUUACAGAAUUACCACACCAGGAAGUGAAAGGGUAUUGUUGGAGUCUCGCCGUAAAUCAAAGAAAAUUACAGCAAGAGGAAUCUUUGCAGGUGCCAGGGUGGUGCGAGGAGUUGACUGGCAAUGGGAAGAUCAGGAUGGUGGCAACGGGCGUAGAGGAAAGGUAACUGAAAUCCAAGAUUGGAGUGCAUCGAGUCCACAUAGUGCAGCAUAUGUUCUUUGGGACAAUGGUGCUAAAAACCUUUACAGAGUUGGCUUUGAGGGCAUGUCUGACCUGAAAUGUGUCCAAGAUGCAAAAGGAGGCUCUUUCUACAGGGACCAUUGUCCUGUGUUAGGUGAGCAAAAUGGUAACAGAAACCCUGGUGGGCUGCAAAUAGGUGACCUUGUAAACAUUGACCUUGAUUUGGAAAUUGUACAGUCUUUGCAGCAUGGUCAUGGAGGAUGGACUGAUGGCAUGUUUGAAACUUUAACAACAACUGGAACAGUUUGUGGCAUUGACGAGGAUCAUGACAUUGUAGUACAAUAUCCAAGCGGCAACAGGUGGACGUUUAAUCCAGCUGUUCUCACCAAAGCCAAUGUUGUCCGAAGUGGAGAUGCUGCUCAAGGUGCAGAAGGAGGUACCUCUCAAUUUCAAGUGGGUGACCUUGUUCAAGUAUGUUAUGAUUUAGAGCGAAUCAAGCUUCUUCAGAGAGGUCAUGGAGAAUGGGCUGAAGCAAUGCUUCCAACUUUAGGUAAAGUUGGUCGGGUCCAGCAGAUCUAUUCAGACAGCGACUUAAAGGUAGAGGUUUGUGGGACAUCUUGGACGUAUAAUCCAGCAGCUGUCUCAAAGGUGGCAUCAGCGGGAUCUGCUAUAAGUAAUGCAUCUGGUGAGAGAUUGUCCCAGCUAUUGAAGAAAUUAUUUGAAACCCAAGAAUCUGGAGAUCUCAAUGAAGAAUUGGUUAAAGCUGCUGCCAAUGGAGAUGUUGCUAAAGUGGAAGACUUGCUAAAGAGACCAGAUGUAGAUGUGAAUGGACAAUGUGCUGGACACACAGCUAUGCAAGCUGCUAGUCAGAAUGGCCAUGUCGACAUUUUGAAGUUGCUUCUGAAACAGAAUGUGGAUGUAGAAGCAGAGGACAAAGAUGGGGACAGGGCUGUCCAUCAUGCAGCCUUCGGUGAUGAGGGUGCUGUGAUAGAAGUUUUGCACCGAGGCAGUGCAGAUUUGAAUGCUCGCAACAAACGCAGGCAGACUCCACUUCAUAUUGCUGUCAACAAAGGUCAUCUGCAAGUUGUAAAGACUUUACUGGACUUUGGCUGCCAUCCUAGUCUCCAGGAUUCUGAAGGUGACACUCCACUUCAUGAUGCAAUAAGUAAAAAGCGUGAUGACAUCCUUGCUGUAUUGUUAGAAGCUGGAGCAGAUGUUACUAUCACCAACAACAAUGGGUUUAAUGCUCUUCACCACGCUGCACUAAGAGGAAACCCUAGGUGCAUUUAUGCAUCUCUGCGUGUUUAUUUCAGUGCAAUGCGUGUAUUGUUGUCCAAGUUACCACGACCAUGGAUUGUUGAUGAGAAAAAAGAUGAUGGUUACACUGCCUUGCAUCUGGCAGCUCUCAAUAAUCAUGUGGAAGUGGCUGAACUUUUGGUGCAUCAGGGCAAUGCUAACCUGGAUAUCCAGAAUGUUAACCAGCAAACUGCGCUGCACCUUGCCGUUGAACGACAGCAUACACAAAUUGUUAGGCUCUUAGUCCGUGCAGGUGCUAAGCUGGAUAUUCAGGAUAAAGAUGGGGAUACUCCCCUGCAUGAAGCUCUGAGACACCACACCCUGUCACAGCUCCGCCAACUCCAAGACAUGCAAGAUGUGGGCAAGGUAGAUACUGCUUGGGAGCCAUCAAAGAACACAUUAAUAAUGGGACUUGGCACUCAGGGAGCAGAGAAGAAGAGUGCAGCAUCUAUUGCCUGCUUCCUGGCAGCCAACGGAGCUGACCUCAGCAUUCGUAAUAAGAAGGGUCAGUCUCCUCUCGAUCUCUGCCCUGAUCCUAGUCUCUGCAAAGCAUUGGCUAAAUGUCACAAAGAAAAAGUCAGUGGUCAGGUUGGUUCCCGAAGUCCAUCUAUGAUCAACAAUGAUUCUGAAACCUUAGAAGAAUGUAUGGUGUGUUCAGACAUGAAGAGGGAUACUCUGUUUGGCCCCUGUGGACACAUUGCCACAUGUUCUCUGUGCUCACCACGGGUGAAAAAAUGCCUCAUCUGUAAAGAACAAGUUCAGUCUAGGACAAAGAUUGAAGAAUGUGUAGUAUGUUCAGACAAAAAGGCAGCAGUGCUUUUCCAGCCUUGUGGUCAUAUGUGUGCCUGUGAGAAUUGUGCAAGCUUGAUGAAGAAAUGUGUACAGUGUCGGGCAGUGGUUGAGCGAAGAGUGCCUUUCAUAAUGUGCUGCGGAGGGAAAGGUACAGAAGAUACCACUGAUGAUAUUUCAAGUGGAAACAUUCCAGUUUUGCAGAAAGACAAAGAUAAUACCAACGUCAAUGCAGAUGUACAGAAGCUGCAGCAACAGUUACAAGACAUCAAGGAACAGACUAUGUGCCCUGUCUGUUUGGACCGUCUGAAGAAUAUGAUCUUUCUCUGUGGCCAUGGAACAUGUCAACUUUGCGGAGACCGAAUGAGUGAAUGCCCUAUAUGCCGCAAAGCAAUUGAACGAAGGAUCCUUUUGUAUUAAGUAGUGGAACCAAUGUCUUCUAUUAGCUUAUGAAAUAAUAAGAACAUCUUGAUGAUUUAAAUCUCCAUAAGUUUGAAAGGCAGUAAAGGGUUCUAAUGAAAACAUUUCUAAUACUGUAGCACAGGUUCAUUAUAUGGUAAUUGUUUAAAGACUGUGAACACAACAAAUAAGAGAACAGUAUUUGAACAGUCAGCUUUUAGCUUUAUUCUUGGAAAACAUCUAAGCCUGAAGCUAAUUUAAAGCAGUCUUUUUUUCAUUUUCUUUCUGACUCUUUCUUCCCUUAAAGUUUAAAGGGACAAUCUUAUUUUGGUUUCAUUCAUGUUUUUUAAUGUAUGUAUCAGGUGUCAAGUGUUGUAAGGGGGUUUUUUAUAUUGCCAGUUAAUAUCAGAUAUAAAUAUUUAGGAUUUUUUCAUUUUAUGCUUCUCUGGAGAAUGUUGAUAUUUCCUGUGACAGUUAUGAUUCACAAUAAUUUUUGUCUUGAAAUAUACAAUAAUGCAAAAACAAUACAAAGUGUAUACACGGUAGUAAUAAAUACACAGUUCCCAUAAGUUCAGGCCUCAAAAUCUAAUGUUAAGGUAAUUCUGUUUUCCUAAUUCUUUUUCACUAGAACAAGCCAGAAUUACUUGAAAUUAUUCCAACUUAGCAUCAAUUGAAUAAUUCACCUGAGUAAGAACUGAUCUAAAGCAUCCUGGGUGGGAAACAGGAGUUGAAUGUUAAAUACUCCUUGUCUGCAGGAGGCAUAUAUUGUAGCAUAGGGCAGGUAAGUGCUCCGUUAGGCUUGUACUUUCCAACAGAGAAGCUAUAUGAAGUGUUGCUUUAUAACACUCAAUACUUGGAUGCCAUCACAGUCCUAUGGAAAUAGAGACAAUGACUGAAGGUAUCGCUAUAGGAGCAGCUGUAGUCUUCUAUACUGUAGUCACACCAGAUGUAUGUGACUGCAUGCAAGUUUGUGAUUGGACUCAUUUGGCAAUGUUGUGUGCCAGUUGAAAUUAAAGUGUCAGCCUGAUGCUAUUGUGGUGCCAAAAGAAACCGCUGAAGUAGAAAAACUAGGUAAGCUAACCAACAUGCUUGAAUUAUUAAUAUAGGUGUCUAUUAAAAGGUGAAAGAGCUCUAUCUUGUACUGGGAAGGCUACACGGUGCUUGCCUUUCCAAAAACUUAAUGAGGAAGAAUGUUUGCAAAUCCAGAAUCAUUUUCACACACUGUCUUUGGAUUCUGAUGUUGAAGGUCAGCUAGUGUUGUUGAGGAAGCUAGUAAGUUCAUUCACUCUAAUUAGUCUAAUAUCAUCUGUGCAAUGUGCACAGAGUGCAAAUGUUUAAUUGGAUAACACUUAAAUAAUCGAAGGAUGAAAAACAGAAGCUCAGCUGGAAGCCAGAGGGGAUCAUAACAAGUAGAAGAGUUGAGUAUAUGUCAUUGUGCCUCUUUCUUCAGCAAAAGAUGAAAGUGUAAAUCUCAUUAUUAUCAUCAUCACUAUUAUUAGGGAGCAAAGUGAAAAUAAGAGAAAAAUCAGUAAGGCAUUGAUCUCUAAUAUACUGUAAAAUCAUAAAAUGUAAGAGUUGCAAGCUUUGUUUAUUAUGAUUAUCCCCCAGUAUUUAAUAGCAGUUUUGAAAUUGAAUGAAAUAUCUCAGUUUGUUUCUUGAAACAAUCAAGAAGGCAUCUAAUAAUAUAUAUUGUUCAGGUGUGAGGUAUGCUCAGAUGUUUAAGUAAAAUACUUUUCAUUUUUUUCCAUUUAGUAAAAUACAUAAAUGGUCACAUCAGUACACAGUGAUUUAAAGUAUAAAGACAACCUGAGAGGCUAACAGAAUAUGCUAAAUAGCUGUAGCUUGCUAACUUCAGUGUAACUAUGUUUGACUUUUUUUCCCCAAACCUACUGUCUAUCACUUACUAUAUCCCAAGCUCAUAUGGCACUUCUCAAAAUUUGGGCUAUUAUUACCUAUUUUCUAUUUGUCAAAAUACUCUGUACUUUUAUUUUGGAGUUUGGAGGAAUCCCUUUUUGCUGAAGUGGAUACUGAAGAUUACAUUGGCAAGAGAAUAAACAAGUUACUUUGUAAAUGUGAAAGUUUGAUUAUGAGGUGGUGUUCUUAACUUGGACUGGGUGAGGAUAUAGCAGAUUUGCACAAGUACUUGUGCCUUGUUAGCAUAGUCUUAAAAUCGGUAUUUUAGCUUCUUUUAAAGACGUGAAAUGGUCUUUUAAAAAUAAUCUGAUUUAGGUACUUACUGUGUAGAUAUUUUCUAGAGAUGAAGUUUUAUGUAUGCCUAAUUAUUUUUAGCAGUAUUAAUUGCAGUUUGUGUAAACACCAACUUGUUUGAAGAAGCUGCUUUGAGCUAGUGAUUUAAGCUUCCUCUACAAAAUUAAACGUCAGAAACUUAAUUUUACUCUUCCAGUAGCAGCUGGUGAACCGAAGAGCCUAUCCUGUUCUUUGUGCUGCAUGGGUCAAGUUUUCACUUAAAAAAAAACCCCAACAACACUACAGACUAACUUUUAGCAGUGCUACCUCCUUUCUGUCAAAGUACUGAAUUCUUCUCUAGUUGUUCUUUGUCUUUGGGAAGGGAUGGGGAACACAUCAGUUUUGUUUUGCUUUGUCAGUUUUGAUGUCUGAAUACAUUGUGAAGGUUUUUUUACUGACUAUAAAUUACGUACAAUAUGUGUGAUUUACCACAAUGUACAUUGUAUAUCAUUCUUGCAUAAGUUGCUGGAAUUCAUACUAUUGUCUUUUUAUGCAUUUCAUAACUUGUUUGUGUUGACAAAGCAAAACUUAUCUGCAGAAGUUUUAGUGUGUGCCAUUUUUAUAGCUAAGCCUGUGGUAAAUACAAAAGUUCUGGCUCAGGGCUUUUUAACAACUUAAACACAUUCACAAUAUUCUUCAGCACAUCUUGGAGAAUAUUAGAGAUUUAAUGACUAUAUAGUGCCUUGAUAGAACUAUUGAAUGGGCAGCAGCUGUAGAGUCCUUACAGAAUGCAAGUAUCUUUUGAAUCCAGUUAAUGAGUUGUUGUUAAUAUAAUUGUAAUACCCCUGCCAUGGGUUUAGAAAAUUGUAUAUACUUUCUGUACAGGAAAAUCGGCAAAUUUAGGUAUUGUUAAGCUUUCUGAAAGUUGUUUGAUUGUUGCACCAAUCAUGAGGGUCUGCAGGGCAUAGUAUUCAAAUUUGCAGAAGGAGCAUUUGUGGCAAAGACAGCUGAUAAAAGUGUUCUGUAUGUGACAGUUUUAGUGUGAGGGGAGAGGUCAUUGUAUAAACAAACAUGUAAAAAUACCUGCUUUACUCUGGCCCAGUAAGUCUUUUAUAAGAGAGAGAGAAAUAAUCAGCAACAAAUCUGUAUGUCUGCAUGCCAUUUUAUAGUUAGAAAAAUUUAAGUCUCAUUUUGCGCUUCUAGGAAAUACUUUCUUUGUCCCAAGCUUAGUGUCUUUAUGAAUGCAAACUAUUCAUGUUAGAAAACUGGUUUUACUGAACCACAGGAACAUUUUUGCUUUUAUUAAAACCAACUUUGUAUUUUCAGUAAAUUGUAGAUUUUUACAUGACUGUUUAUUGGAGAAAUUUAAGGUUGUCUGUGUGAAUGUAGUGGAUUUCUGUAUGCAGAUAGCAUUAUAUAAUUGCUUUCAUUAAAACUGCUUAGCACGAUCUAAGCUUUUCAAAGGAAAUGCUAACAUACUGUAUGGUGAAUAAAACUUACAUAAGAUGUAUACUGACUUUUUCAAAAGGUUUGAUUUAAAAGUGUAGUUGGACUGAAUUAAUACUGGUUUUUGAGUGUACAUCAUUGGGAAGGGAGUAGUGGCUUAUAUGACUUCCUUCUUCUUGGUUCUAAUGAUGUUAGAUGUCACCACGGAAUUAGAAAAUUGUAUACCUGAACAAAUGUUUGGUAACUCUGUUAGUUGUUGACAUACAAUGUUUAAAAGCACAGGGGACUUUAUUUAUUGAGAAAGUUUGCAAUCCAAACUUCAAAAAUUCUGGUUCUUUAUAAUGUAACCCUGAA